GGUGGGGAAGGUCAACUAGUUGUAAUGCACAUGGUUUCCCGAUGAUGGGCUCUCUUCAUUUCAAUUCAAAUACAGAUCGCGACCGUUCAUAAACAAUAAUUCCAUAAAUCGCGGCCGAAACGAACGAAGAAUACUGCUGUUUGGAAGAGGCCAGUGCAGACGACGACAUGCCAAGCACGAAGAUCAUCUGAACAUCCAGAAGAGAAAGAGACGAGAAUUUUAUUUAUAUUUUGGCGAAAUCAAACGAAACCGAAAACUAAUUCGAAUUGCAAACAACGACGGAAAAAAAAAUACACAUCACUGUACAUCCGACCAAGCCGCGAGGUUACGUCAAUAGAUAACCGCGAGGUUCUGCGUUUCAGUGAGAUGAAGUUCCUGCUGCUGCUCGGACUGUGCUGCUGGAUCCAAGCGAUCCGCUGCCAAAUUUCCUUCCCCGAAGAUGAUUUCACCACGUCCAUCUACGAUGUCUACAUGAAGCACAGGGAGACGGCUCACCUGGACACGAGCAUAGCCCGCGGCGUUCUCAAUCUUACCCUCGAGUUGGCCAAAGUCGUCCCAUUGGAAUCCGAGUAUAUGGGACUCGAUAAUGUUGUCUUCUCGCCGCUGAACAUUGCAGAGGUCCUUGCCGAUGUUCUUCUGGGAGCAAACGGGAAGACGCACGAAGAACUCGCGCAAGUGUUGGGAUUCGAUGGGACGAGGAACGGGCAGAUGUUGCACGAAAAGUUCGGACUUCUGCUGAGGCGCAUCUCGAGCGUUUCUCAGCUGGGAUACGGGGAGGACGUGAAAUUGGCUUCUGCCAUCUUCCUGCAGAAAGACUACCCGAUUCGGCCGCAGUAUAAGAGCGCCAGCGAGCGCAUCUACUCCAGCGAGGUGACCGCCGUUGAUUUCAAGAAUGGCAGGAAAGAGGCGAAGAAGUUGAUCGACAAUUGGGUCUCGGAGAAGACGGGCGGAAAGAUCAAGGACAUCCUCGAAGAAGUUCCACCCUCCGACACCGAGAUCAUCAUUGCCGGCGCACUCUAUUUCAAAGCCGUUUGGGAACAUCCGUUCUUCUCCACCAAAAGGCGGCCGUUUUACACGGAUGGAGCGAAAUCGAAGAGCACGAAGAUGGUGGAAAUGAUGUCGAACGGCGGGAAGUUUCCGUACUACAAGGAUAUGAUUCUAAACUGCGAGAUUCUGGGAUUCCCGUAUCUGGGCAACAAGUCGACGAUGUACGUGGUGAAGCCGAUCGAUUCCAGCAAGGAGAAGCUGCAGGCGCUUCAGCAGAGGUUAACUCCAGAAGACGUGGAGCGAAUGGUCUCGAACACCAAGUACCAGACGUCGGUGCUGCAAUUCCCCAAGAUGAAGUUGACGUCGACGCUGAAUCUGCGUGAAGCUCUCGCGAAACUCGGAUCUUCGACGCUUUUCCAUCCUCUGGAGGCGGAUCUGAGCUUGAUUUCACCUGGAAAAGACCAGAAGCUGGACGCGGGCCGCAGCCUGGAUAUGAAUCUGGACGACGUGAGGAAAACGUUGGGUCCCAACGACAAUCCGCAUCUGUACGCCGACAAAGUUCUGCACAAGGUCUACAUGGAUAUAACGGAGACGGGAACGGAGGCUGCCGCAGCCACCUCCGUCAGUCUCUCCAGAGGUGGCGACAUCAUCACCUUCCGCGUGGACGUACCCUUCCUGUUCUUCAUCUGGAACCACGAGACUGGUUUGGUACUCUUCUGGGGCGCCGUCUACACACCCACGCCCAACUUCUGAGUCCCAACCAUUCCUGACGCACUGUUGUUGUGAUAAUUUACGCGGAACAAAGACUAUUUUUCUCUCCUUAACAAUUAUUUUUAUUUUGUAUCGGUGCGGCGAAUGAGGCCGAUGUCUUAUUUUUAUUUUAUUGAAAAUACAUUUUUUUUUUUAA
This is a messenger RNA of Nicrophorus vespilloides, 1894 nucleotides long. Its product is annotated as leukocyte elastase inhibitor A-like. Lineage: Eukaryota; Metazoa; Arthropoda; Insecta; Coleoptera; Silphidae. The record is from RefSeq and is a predicted model, not a curated record. Gene Ontology annotation, molecular function: serine-type endopeptidase inhibitor activity. The transcript is spliced from 4 exons. The coding region runs from base 367 to 1740 and encodes 457 amino acids.